Durusdinium trenchii is the source of this 2994-nucleotide messenger RNA. Lineage: Eukaryota; Dinophyceae; Suessiales; Symbiodiniaceae. The record is from the annotation of a GenBank genome assembly.
AUGUCCUUGGCCACAUCACUACUUGAGAAACACGACUUUACCACUUGGGCGGAUCUUCGUGCUCGCUUUCGGGCCGACUCACCGUUAGUCGCUGGAGAUCUUGGCAGCAGCUGCCUCACUUACCAGCAGUUCCUUACGUGGGUCGAUGAAGUCCUACGCCCCAGCUUCACCUCGGCCAAGCUGUGCCCCUCCGAGCGGAUCGCAUCCUUGCUGCCCAAUGGACCCGAGGCUGCGAUGCUGUUCUUGGGCACGGCCUUGUGUGGACUUUGCUUGGGACCACUGGAUCCGCAGCUCACGCGCUCGGAGCUGGACUUUGCUUUGCAAGACCUUCCUGCUAGUGCACUGGUGCUGGGUGACUUGAGCUCCGUGGCCCUGGCCCUGGCGGAGUUGGCCGCCCAGGAGUUGCAGCUGGAGCUCUUUCGGCUCCAUCGUGGGGGCCGCUUCGAGUUCUGCUCGCCGUGCUCCACGACAGCUGGACAUCCCACGCAGCCGGACACCGCGCCCCAGACAACCCUCGCUGUUCCGUGCUUGAGGGCGCAGAGUCACGAGGAGAUCGUUUUGGCUUUGCACACCAGUGGAACGACCCGGCGACCAAAGUUGGUGCCACUGUCCCACGGCACUUUGUGCAGCGGAGCCUUGUGUAUUGCAUCCACCUUGAAGAUACAGCAAGAGGAUGUUGUGAUGAAUUGCCUUCCUCUUUUUCAUAUUCACGGUCUUGCGGUCAAUGUCCUUGUCCCUGCAAUUGCAGGGGCCAUGUCUGUUUGUUUAUCUGGCCCCUUUGAUGCUGCCGCAGUACUGAAAAGGCUGAAUACUGAGCCUCAGAUCACCCUCUACUCAGCAGUUCCCACUCUUCAUCAGCUCAUCUUUACAGCCAAGAGUGAAAGCGACUUGGAGGACUCCUACCCAUCUUUACGUCUCAUCCGCAGUUGUUCCGCCCAUCUCCCCAGCGCCCUGGCGCGGUCCCUGGCCUUGGCGCUGGACGUAGAAGUGCUGCCGACCUACGCCAUGACCGAGUCCAUGCCCAUCGCGUCGCCCGCGCCGCACGGAGGGAUGCGCGGUGGUGCCCCGCCCCGCUUCCACGGCACGCUGGGCUGGGCAGCAGGACCCGAAGUGAGGCUCCUCACGGACCCCCUCACGGACCUCCUCACUGCGGAUGAUGUGGGACCUAUGGCCACGAGGACUUCGGAGGCAGCGACCACGACGAGCCGGACCUUGAAGCCGUUGGAGGAAGGACUCGAAGGCGAGAUCUGCGUGCGCGGUGCCUGCGUGACCCGUGGCUACGAGCUAAGGCGCGACGAAGAGGAUCCGAACAGGGACGCCUUCGUGGAGGGUUGGUUCAGAACGGGGGACCUGGCCAAAGUCUGCAAGGAGGGCUUGAUCUUGUCGGGACGCAACAAGGAGAUCAUCAACAAGUCGGGUGAGAAGUUUGCGCCACUGCAGAUUGAAGAGGUCUAUUUACAACAUCCUCUCAUCAAGGACUGCGUAGCUUUUGCUGCAACGUGUGAGAAGAGGGGUGAGGCUAUUGGAUUGGCCAUCGAGAUGGGGGACCGGAGUGAAGAAGACUUGCAGCAGUGCAAUCUCGAUGCUUUGAGGAUGUUUGGUCGUCGCACCCAAGAGCUACGCCUCGUGGCGUUGCCCGACUGCGUCGUUUGGAUGACACGCUUGCUGCGGACCGCGACGGGGAAGAAACUCCGCGUGGGGCUGGCGGAGAAGCUGGGCCUUCCGACUUUGAGUGGGGACCAUGGUGAGUGGUUUGCCACCAGCGACGCGGCUCCGGGCGCCUUCCACUUCACGCUCCGUCCGGCCCAGCGCUUCGAGCGUUUCUCGCAGCGUGUGGACGUUGCGGCGGGUGCCGCCGGCAUUGGUGAGGUGCUGCGCACGGUGCGCGACGUGGUGAUGGAGCUUGUCCGGUGUGACUUUGAAGAUGAUCAGCCUCUGAUGGAUGUGGGCAUUGAUUCUCUGAGUGCCACGACGUUGAUCAACAGAUUGGAGAUGAAGCUGGACAUCAAUCUGGCAGGAGAUGAUGGUGCAGUGUCCCUCUUGGACAAGUAUCCUUCUUUGCAGAAGCUAGCUGCAGCUGCUUUCCUGGCCAUGCAAAAGAAGGACAUUGACACUGCUUCAGCUAGGUCUACUCAUAGACCAAGAAUGCCAUAUUUUGGCCUCGGCCGACGAACAAGUCUGAAGCAAUUCGUGGUCGACGCUCGGGAUCCGAAUUCGUUGCUCUUUGCAGCUCAACAUGGUCACGCAGAACAGAUCCGAAGGUCUUGCGAAGGAGUUCUUUCAUCCAUGUCGCCAGAUGAAGAAGUGGACAAGAAUGGCCUUACGGCCUUACACUAUGCUGCUGGUAAGGGCGACUUGGAAAUCGUGGGACUACUUUUGGAGUUGAAAGCUGGAGUGGACACCAGGAAUAAGGACCUCCGCACCCCGUUGAUGUGGGCAGCGCGCAACGGUCAUGUGGACGUGUGUGAGGAGUUGGUCCGGUGCCAAGCUGAUGUGUUGGCGUCCAAUAAGUUGGGCAUUUGUUGUUUGCACUGGGCUGCCUGGGGUGGUUCACUGGAAGCUGUGGCGUUUCUGCUGGAGAAGGAAGCGAACAUCGAUGCCGUCUGCCAUGCCGGAUGCAACGUGGCUGUGUGGGCCGCCACGGCUGGAUCCUUCGACAUGUGCCAAUGGCUCCACCAGAAACGUGCAGAUUUCGCCUCCACCAACAAGAAUGGCCAUGGUGUCCUAAACAAGGCCUGCUGGCGAGGACACAGCGUGAAGCUCAUCUCUUGGAUGCUGAACCUGGAAGGUGUUGAAGCGCAACUCUUUGAGUCUGACUGGGAUGGCGAAUUGCCCUUGGACAGGGCUCGUCAAAAAGGCCACUCGGCGCUUGCUGAAUGGCUACGCGAUGAGAUGUGCGAAAGAAGACCUUCGUGGCAAGAUUGCGCAAAGCAGAGCUCAGAAGAAGAUCCGAAAGUGCCAGAUUGCGCAAAAGGUGCUGCGUUGGAUCUUUGA